Molecule: messenger RNA, 3248 nt
Organism: Cuscuta campestris
Lineage: Eukaryota; Viridiplantae; Streptophyta; Magnoliopsida; Solanales; Convolvulaceae
Source: the annotation of a GenBank genome assembly
AUAAAAGGGUGAGAACCCGCCAUUGUAAAGAAAAGGCAAUUGAAUACUCAACCAGAGAAUAUUUUUACGUGAUUAUAUCUUUCUGAUCUAUAUUACGUUCUUGGUCCGCCAUCUAAUCGGGUUAAUCCCAUCAUUGGUGCUUCCAUUGAGAGAAAACUGUGAGAUAAGGCUGUGAGAUUAUGGCCGGACGAAGGACGAGACGUAACACUGCUGCUUCCGCCCAGUCGACGGUGAGGAGUGACAACCCUGAGCAGGGUAUGAUCGUUCCUGACAAUGGGUUGGAAACGGCAUUGAAUAAUGUGGCUAACAUGAUGGCCAACAUUAUGGAACGAUUUGAUAAGGCUCUUCCAGGUCCAUCCGGUAUCCGGGACAUCCCUGCCGGGCAACCCCGCCAGGUCCUGCGUACUGCGAGUUCACCUAUCCUCCAGGAGAUUCAUGAUCCGGAGGAGGUCGAGAGGGAGAAACAGGCUAUUGCCAGACGCCGGGCGGAGGAAUUGGCCCGGAAUAGUAAGAUGAAUGAAGACCGGGCCAGGGAUGCAAGCCGGAUCGUCGGCAAUGGAAACGAAAACCCGCGGGGAUCUGUCUUUGAAAGGAUAUCUCGCCAGAAGGCUCACGUUAGUGAGAGGCUGGGGAAGAAUCCGGAUAAGGCACCCCAGGGCUGGAUACGACCCCAUGCUAGCCAGGUGGCAUCUUCUAACCGCGAACCCCGGCAGCGAAACGGCCGUGGUGGGAUCCAAGCGCCGGUCCGGUCAGUGGUGGAUUUGGAGGAGGACGAAGUUCAAAGCCAAGCCAUGGUCCCAGCACCACGGCGUCUGGGGCGGCCGGUGCCGGAAACUGGUGAAUUCCAAGAUCUGAGGCAGCAGAUCCAGGAGAUGCAGAGGAAGAUAAACAAGGGUCGAACGGUUGAUAGCAAGGUGGCGGAUUGGGUCAACCAUAUUCUUGCCGGGUCGAUCCGAACAUGGGAUGAAUUGGGAUUGCGGUUCCUAGAGCAUUUUGCCGGGAACUGCCGUCCCAAGAAGCAUUUCACUCACUUGGCUUCAGUGCGACAGAAGCACGGAGAGUCCCUGAAGAAUUUCCUUAUUCGAUGGAGGAAAGAGUCCAGGGAGGUUGAAGGAACCGACGACAAAUCCAGGUUGGCCAUGUUCACGGCGGCAUUACAGGAUGGACUCCUUCAUACCGAUCUUACAACUCAUCCCCCGGAUACCUUUGAAGAAGCAAUGGUCCGGGCCGGGAGGUAUGUAACCCUGGAGGAGAGAAAGGAGGAGAAGAAAGAGAAGACUCCUAAAGAAGAAGAGAAGACGGGGAAUAAGAAGCCGUUCAAAAAUAAGAAGCAAGGCUUCCCGGAUGGCCCAAAGGGCACAAGUCCUAGGACCUCGGAGAAGCACAAAUCUGCCAAUCCGGUCUUCACAUUGCCGGUGGCUGAGGUCAUGGCCCACGCUGCACAGCAGGGACUCAUGACUUAUCCAACCUAUUCUCAAAAUGUCUGCAAUGUGGAGGACACUGGAAAAUGGUGUGCUUACCAUCGCAAGAAUGAUCACAAUACGGAAGAUUGCUAUACUCUGAAGAAUGAGAUGGCAAGGCUAAUCCGCCGGGGUCAUCUGAAGAAGUUCGUACAAGACGGGGAUGCGGGAAAUCCCGGGAACACUCAGAAUGGAAAGCACAGAGAUAAAGAAGUGGCCCAAGCUGAGGCCCGGGAGAAGCGCCACAUUGGGCUCGAAGAUGAAGAAGAGGAUUCGGAACCCGCACCGCAUCGCCAGAAGAGACACCACGGGUGUAACUUCAUCAUUGGAGGGAAUACGGGCGGAGGCCACAAGCCGGAAAAAAUGGGCAAACGCGGCGACGGUCAACAAGGUGCAGGUCCCAGAAGGGAUGAAUUAUCGCCCAUCAAAACCCCACUGACCGGGUUCACUGGUGACUCUAUUGAACCGGAGGGGGUAAUAACUCUCCCGGUCGAGAUAGGGGAUACAAAGGCCACCCGGAAGUUGGACAUGGAGUUUGUGGUGGUGGGGAUAAUCUCCAACACAAACAUCAUCCUGGGCAGACCCGGAUUGGAAGAUUUAGAGUGUGUCAUUUCACCUCGUCACCUGUGCAUAAAGUUCCCAACCCCCCACGGAGUUGGAAUCGCCAGGGGAUCUCAGAGAGUGUCCCGGGCAUGGUAUUUGAAGGCAACCAAACAACCAGUCAAGUACGAUACCCAAGUGGAAGAGGUGACUGCACAGCUCCUGAGGGCUGAGGAAAAACGUCCCAGGGUGGAAGUUGCUGGCGACAUUGAGGAAGUGGAACUGGAGCUAGACACGCCGGGAAGGUUAGUCAGGAUUGGCAAGGGCCUGGGGGCUGAACUCAGAUCACAGAACGCAGAGGCUGAUGUUCUAUCCAAGCUCAGCGCAGAAUCACCAGAAUACAUAAGCAAAUUAGCAACCGUCGAGGAGCUGGCAACCCCGAGUCUUAACAGAAAUGAGGUGAUCUGGGUAUCAGCUAAUCCCCCGGAGUGGCUGGACAGGUUGGCAAAAUACAUUGAGGACGGUGAAGCCCCGGAGGAUCCCCGAGAAGAAGUUGACAGGGGGCUGGGCGAAACAGAGGUACUAUCACCCUUAUUCUUCUUGGGCAGGAAAUCAUCAUCAGUGACUCCUUCCCUUGGCCGUUUCUGGGACGGAGUGGGCCUCCUAAGCCCGGGGAUGGCAGAGAUGGGAGUAACCUCCGGGGCAGCAGCUGGCUUGCGCACAGCCAAGGCAGUGGAGUUGCCUUGGGAUUGGUUCUCGGAGGAGCUCGUAGCUGGGUUGGAUUCUGCGGCAGGAGGAGCCUUUGACCUUUCAGGGGAGGGCACCCCGUCAAAUGGGAUCGGGUUUCAGGAUUUGUGGGAGCCAUUUUGGAAAAAGAAGCAAGGAUUUGGGGAAAUUGCAGUCGGAAUUCGGGUCGGGUUAAGAUUCAGUAGCGAGAGGAAGAAGACGAGUCCAGAAGGGGUUUUUAUCCGUCGAAAGGAUGGACCCGAGGUACUCGAGUUCGACGUUUCUGAUCCACCACGAAAACCGAAGGCGGCUCAUCAUUAGUUUCCUAGUGACACGUCGCCAGAAAACUAGGGGGCUUGUGAUGGAUAUCGGGUUUGGUAGGCCCGACUCCAGGCCCGAAUAAAGGCCCAUAAUAGCCCAAAAGGUAUAAGAUCAGAUGGAGGUAACGGGCCAAGCCCGUUAUUACGCAUACAACAGAUAGAGAAAGACGGUCCAGUCAUGGAAUAAAUUAAGGUGACCUAG